Clunio marinus is the source of this 639-nucleotide messenger RNA. The record is from the annotation of a GenBank genome assembly. NCBI's taxonomy places the organism in Eukaryota, Metazoa, Arthropoda, Insecta, Diptera, Chironomidae.
AUGAAACAGAAAUUAGCUGCUGACAAUUUCUCUUUUAGAAAUUGUUCCUUCAAAUGGUCGAGUAAAGUAACGUAUUUAGGAGUUGACUUAGAUCAACGCUUGUCAUUUAAAACUCAUAUUGAAAGAGUCGUAAACAGAGCUCGUUCGGUGGUAUCCUCUCUUUAUUGCCUUUUCCGUAAAAAUAAUUCUGUGUCUUUUCAUGCCAAAUUGACUGCUUACAAGACUCUCAUUAAGCCGAUCAUGACUUAUGCUUGUCCCAUAUUUAGUAAUUGUCCGGUGAUUCACUUCAAAAAAUUACAAAUACAGCAAAACCAGAUGUUGAGAAUGGUGCUUAAUGCACCAUUUUUCACUCGAACGACGGACUUACACGAACAAGCUAAUGACAUACCGACAGUCCGGCAAUUUGUGGACAAGCUGACAAGACAAUUUUACAGCAGAGCUUCUAGUCAUGACAAUAAGUUAGUCAAAAAUUUAGGAAAAUAUGACAUUCACAACAUGGGAUUCAGGCUUAGUUUAGGUUUAGAAUUAGGUUUAAAUGUUAGUUUAUUAUCUACGCAAGUAUUAGUAAGGUUUUUCAGAAUUUUCCUUACAUUGCAUCAUUUUCGCAAGACACAUCAGAGAUUUCCAGUGUUAAGUUAG